Messenger RNA from Brachypodium distachyon (stiff brome), 902 nucleotides. RefSeq names its product 54S ribosomal protein L37, mitochondrial. The coding region runs from base 201 to 590 and encodes 129 amino acids. The record is from RefSeq and is a predicted model, not a curated record. Gene Ontology annotation, molecular function: structural constituent of ribosome. The transcript has 2 exons. Gene Ontology annotation, cellular component: mitochondrial large ribosomal subunit. Lineage: Eukaryota; Viridiplantae; Streptophyta; Magnoliopsida; Poales; Poaceae.
CCCUCCGUCUGGGCCGUCUGGCCCAUCUCGCUGCCGAGUGCCUCAGCCCCCUCGGCCCUCGCUCCGCUCGUCUUCCUCCUCGCGCGAGCGCCGCCACCCCUCUCCUGCCCAAUCCCGCUGCCGAGCGCCCCAGCCCCCUAGCUCGUCUUCCUCCUCAGCGCGAGCGCCUCCGCCGCAGUUAAAAAAUCAUCAACACAGGAAUGGCAAUGCCUUGGACAAGAGUAUUGAAGCAAGGAAUUAUACCAAGAGAUGCAGCUCAGUUGAUCGGGGCCAGAGGCCUUGCAGUUGCAGCCAAGGGAAAGAAGGGUGGAAAAGGUGGCACAGCUGAUGCUAAACCUGUGCUCAGCAAGGAAAUGAAGAGCACAACUGUGUUUGGUGCAAAUAUCCUGAAGGAGGGUUCUGAUCCAAAGAUCCAGCCAGAUGCAGAGUACCCUGACUGGCUGUGGCACCUGGUCGACAAGCGUCCCGUGCUGAGUGAGCUGCGGAGGAAAGAUGCCAAGGAACUCCCUUAUGAAGACCUGAAGCGUUUCGUCAAGCUGGACAACCGGUUUCGGAUCAAGGAAAACAAUGCUCUCACUGCGAAGAACUGAUCACGAGAGUUUCAUCUCAAGUAGUGUUCGAAGCCAUAUCAUAGUGCCCGUCUUUCCUUGAUAUUUACUAGACGAACAUGAUAGUUAUUUUGGUAAUAAUGUAGCUGCUACCAGGAAAGUUGGCACAUCUUAGUUGCUUGGCUUGGCGCGAUGUAGCCUAGGCCACCAACGUGUUUGGUUUCAUAAUCUUCUGAUAAGAUAUAACCUCUGUAUUUUGCAGCCAUUUUCCUCGCUUGUUUACCGGACAUUCUGAAUUUCAGAUGUUUGGAAAUUUGUGCACUCCCAAAUAUCUAGUUCAACUGUCCGUUCAAA